This is a messenger RNA of Peronospora belbahrii, 330 nucleotides long. The record is from the annotation of a GenBank genome assembly. Lineage: Eukaryota; Oomycota; Peronosporomycetes; Peronosporales; Peronosporaceae.
AUGGUUGCCUCUAAGAAGUCGAAGAAAUCCUCGGAAAGCAUUAACUCGCGCCUGCAGCUGGUGAUGCGAUCCGGUAAGGUCGCUUUGGGCUACAAGCAGACUCUUAAGAACUUGCGCAGUGGCAAGGCAAAGCUGGUAAUCUUGGCUUCGAACACUCCCCCGCUUCGCAAGUCGGAGGUAGAAUAUUACUCGAUGCUGGCCAAGACUGGCGUGCACCACUUCUCGGGCACGAACAAUGAUCUUGGUACGGCAUGCGGCAAGUACUUUCGUGUUUCGUGCAUGUGCGUCCUUGAUGCUGGUGACUCGGACAUUUUGCGGACAAUGUCAUAG